Quercus robur (English oak) is the source of this 735-nucleotide messenger RNA. RefSeq lists its product as uncharacterized. NCBI's taxonomy places the organism in Eukaryota, Viridiplantae, Streptophyta, Magnoliopsida, Fagales, Fagaceae. The coding region runs from base 1 to 735 and encodes 244 amino acids. The transcript has a single exon. The record is from RefSeq and is a predicted model, not a curated record.
AUGCAAAUCAAGGACGAUACAAUCUUAACGUGGCCUGACAAGUUGAUGGAAGAUCCCAAUAAGAGGUCCAGAGACAAGUAUUGCCAUUUUCAUCAGGAUCACGGUCAUGACACAUCUGAGUGCUAUGACUUAAAGCAACAGAUCGAGGCUUUCAUCAGACAAGGGAAACUACAACGGUUAGUCAGCAAAGAAAGGACGGACUCACCAAAGGAACAAGCUGGUAGGAGGGAAGACGAGUGCCCUAGGCCACCUUUAGGGGACAUAAGGAUGAUUGUAAGGGACACCGCAGCAUUUGGCUCAUCCAAGAAAGGCCACAAUACCUACCUUAGGAUGGUUCAGAAUGUCAAGCUGAGGGGUUUCGUUCCAAAGAUGUCACGGGUCGACAACCCCAUAGUUGGGUUCUCGGAGGAAGAUGCUCAACGUCUCCACCACCCCCACAACGAUGCACUUGUUGUUAGCAUACAGGUACGGGACUACAACACUCAUCGGGUCUUAGUUGAUAAUGGAAGCUCUACUGAUAUCCUUUAUUACCCAGUGUUCCAGCAGAUGAGAAUCGAGAAAGAACGACUCAUACUAACUAAUGCACCGCUCGUUGGAUUCAGAGGAACGAAAGUAUAUCCCAUCAAAGCAAUCACAUUGCACGUGACGGUAGGAGAUUACCCUCAACAGAUCACGAAGGAUGUUACUUUCCUUGUCAUCAACUACUCGUCCACUUACAAUGCCAUACUGGGCUAA